This is a messenger RNA of Trichomonas vaginalis G3, 645 nucleotides long. Its product is annotated as protein localization. Gene Ontology annotation, biological process: exocytosis; actin filament polymerization. Bases 1 to 645 code for a protein of 214 amino acids. The record is from RefSeq and is a predicted model, not a curated record. Gene Ontology annotation, cellular component: WASH complex. Lineage: Eukaryota; Parabasalia; Trichomonadida; Trichomonadidae. The transcript has a single exon.
AUGGAUCAAAAAAAUUCUGACAAACCGCAAUUUGACGAGAUGGAUGGUGCUUUAGACUAUCGCAACGUCGAGUCAAUAGGUCAUGCACGUAUCAUGGCCAGUAUUAACCAAUUUACAGAAAGAACAGUUGAUUUUUUGAACAGGUUUAGCAAUAUAUGCGAUAUGAAACUUCUUGAAGUCUCACAAAGAAUAAAUAACAUCGAAAUUCUCACAAAAAUUUUAGAAAGCAAGCUUGAAUCCGUUAAAGGUCUUGGUUUUGUUCCUGGUCAACCUUUACCUCCAUCAUCAGCACCUUCUCCACAGGCAGGAGUUCCACCACCUCCUGCCGCUGAUGGAGCCCCAGCUCCACCUCCACCACCUCCACCGCCUGGCGCUGGCGCAGAUGGUCAAGCUCCACCACCACCGCCGCCACCAGACGGUGCAGCUCCUCCAGCAGAAGGUGAAGCGGCUGCUGAGGGUGAGGGACAAGCAGCUGAAGGAGAAAAUGCGGAACCAGAAGCAGAUCCAAAUGAUGUUAGAAACGACCCAAGAUACGCGCCAUACCUUAAAUAUCUCAAGAUUCGCGUUCCUCUUAUCGCGUUCCGUCAGAAGAUGAUUGAUGAGGGACUUGAUCCAACAUUACUCGAAAAUCUAGCUCCGCAAUAA